Molecule: messenger RNA, 1425 nt
Organism: Leishmania braziliensis MHOM/BR/75/M2904
Lineage: Eukaryota; Euglenozoa; Kinetoplastea; Trypanosomatida; Trypanosomatidae
Exons: 1
Coding region: 1-1425 (474 amino acids)
Source: RefSeq, a predicted model, not a curated record
AUGACGCCCGGGGCCGGCAUUGGCGGUGGGGUGUCUGGAAUGGCUGGAGGAAGCCGCGGGAUGGGCAGCAUGCUGGGCACUAAAGCUGCAGGGGCCGGCAUGGAUACAAACAGUCCAAACUCCUACAGCAUGAUUCAGACCCAGGGCAUGAUGGGAAUGAUGCCGUAUAUGAUGCCCGGGGGCGGCGCUGGGGCCGGCCACGGAGUCAUAGGCAGCGGCCGCAUGGUACCCGGCACCCCGAACAGCUUCCUCCCUCCUCCCGGCGAGGACACGGACCAACAGGAGCUCAUGCGGCUGCAGCAGACGAACUACCGGGUCAAGAUGCUGCCACCACCCUUGACGUAUGAAGUGCACCGAAAGAUAUGGUCGAGGAACGAGUACGGCGACGAGGACGACAACGACGAGGAUGACGUGCACGGCCACAGCCACGGCGGUGCUGGCUGCAACGUCGAUCAAGAGCACGAGAGCAGCGGUGGAGGCAGCAUUGCCAACGAGGAUCCCAUCGAUAAAGAGCAGCGCCUGGAAGCGUACAAGCAGAUCAUGCUGCGCUGGUACAGUCACAUCCAUGUCCUAGAGGGAAAGUCAGAGGUGGCGAAGCGCCUUGUGCGCGUGCGCCGGGCCUGCCCGAGCAUGGAGGAGGUUGUGUACAGCCUCACACACCCGCAGCAGCCAGGUGCGGCCGUGGAGUCCGAGACGGGGGGCGAUGAUGAGUCUACCCCUAUAUUGGCCAUGCCUCCCCCGACGGCUACCCCUGCUGCGGUGCGGCGCGGUCCGGAUGGGAUGCCGGACAUGGAGGAAAUCCUCGUUACGUGGUCUUCCCGCUGCUGGAAGUGGUGGCAGGAAACCGUGAAGCGCAAGCCACGGCGUGCUCGCAAGCAGGGCGAGUUGCCACUCACAGGUGGUAAUGGUCCUUCGGCCACAAACAUGCCGACCUCGACCUCGACCUUGGCGUUGGCCGACUUGACCAACGGCAGCGUGCUACCGCACAGCUCCUCCUUGCACAACAAGGACGUGGGAGACUCCGCCGCGCCACCCACAUCACUGCACUUGACUGGCGGCGGUGGAAACCCCUACACGCACCCGAGCUCGUACGCAAACCACGACGGCCCUGGGGUGGCUGGUGGCAUGCCUGUAGUGCCAUCCUACAAGUCCUUCACCGACCUCUCUGAGGAAGGUAUGGACCUCCCGGCCACCUCAUCCGGGCCUCCGGGGCACUACUCACCUUGCCACAACGGCACUGACGAUUUGGCGCCUUCGCAGCCACCGCAUCCGGCACCCCACCCGGACACCGCAGGCGCGGCGUCGAUAUUCCCAAUGGAAGGCACUCGCGCCGCCGCGCUGCCUGGGACGUCCGAAGACUUCCUAGAGAACGAUCAUCUCACCCUCGCCUUCACGACGGAGCUCCUCAAGUCGCUGGAGGAGUAG